ACUUCCGGUUGUCUUUCGAAGUCGUUCUUUUCAUCUUGUUUUAUCCCUUCUUAGUAAAAUGAACUGAGAUGUUAGCUUGCGCCAGGUGAAUACAAAAACUCACCAGACUCCAAGAUGGCUGGGAUUGGAAAUAGACUGAUGGAAUCAAAGAUACAUCCUAGUGGCAGAAACUUGCAGGCAUUUGGAAUGGAGGAUUUCAGCUCUCCAUCUCAGUUUGACACUGGGGGUGGAACAAAUUCACGGAUGAUGACAAGAGAUGAAAUUGAUGAACGCAGAGCCAGAACACAGGAAAGACUUACAUUAGAGGAUGUUAGAUUUUCAGACAUGAGGAAGAAAGUUCCUUUAAUGGGAAGGGUCCCGUUAAGUAAAAUGAUGAAUUCUGACCAGGAAGAUAAAAGUUUUGAGAAGCAAAAGUUGGAUCAUAUUGCUUUCAUCAGACAAAACUUCAUGCAGUUAGAAUGUCAACUAUUUGUUCCUGCACCAAAUCAACAAAAAAUAGAGAAAAUAGAGGCGCUAAAAUGUCACUGUGGAGAAGUUUUAAAAAAUCAUGUUCCACAUGAAUUUACACCAAUAGGAAAACGUAACUUUGGAAACUUAAUUCCAGCUGAUUUAAAGCCAUUUAUUGAUCCUAACAACCUUGGAUCUAAACCACCUGAAAAGUUCCCGCCGGUGGAAUGGAAAGCUGAGAAGGCUAUAAAAGUAAAAUAUACAACAUCGUUUGGCAAAAUCAAAUUUACUGGUAUGGAACAAGUUGGUGGCAUGAAACCUGCAAAGUACUUACGUUUAAAAGAUGAAGAACAACCAGAUUCAGUUGGCCUGGCUAUUAAGCUGAUGAAAGACCACUGGAGAAUAAUGGAACCAAAUACGCCUAGUCUGAUCAUAUCUGUUGUUGGUGGUGCUAAAAACUUCAAGCUUAAUGGUAAAAUGAGGGAAACUUUCCAGUCUGGUCUAAUUAAAGCUUCUCAGACAACAAAUGCCUGGCUGAUAACCUCAGGAUUCAAUAUGGGAGUAAUGAAGGAAGUAGGAUUAGCAGUGAGAGAAGGCCAGUCAUUCGAAUGGUAUAAAGACAGAUUUGCCCAUGUUCUACGUUGUAUUGGAAUAGCUCCAUGGGGAUAUGUUAAAAAUAGACAUGUCUUGACAGACCACAAUAUCAAUGUACAGGAAAACACACAGGGUCUGCCAAAAAGACUAGGUUAUGACAAGAGAGGACAUUCCCUUAUAUUUGAGGGAAAGUUUGAUAAAAUAGCUGAAUACAAAACCAGUAAUGUGAUAGAACAUGCAAAACCAGUACCACUGAAUUCAGAUCAUACACAUUUCAUCUUUGUUGAUGAUGGAUACAGAAACUUGUAUAGGGGUGUGGCUAAAUUUAGAGCUAGAUUUGAAAAGAAACUGUCUGAUCCUAUAGAAAAUGGAGGAGAGGGGAUCCCAGUGGUAUUGAUUGUAGUAGAAGGAGGUCGGGAUGCUAUAGAGGAUGCUAAAACCUCUCUCGGACAGCAUAUUCCUGUUAUAUUGUGUGAGGGUACUGGUAGAGCUGCUGACAUACUGGUGUAUGCCUACACCAACCCAGAGAGGGGGACUAAGAUUCGUAAAUUGAUAAAGAAGGCAUACUUUGAAUUGAAGCCGGCAGACAAGGAUGAUCCUAAAGCUAAACAGAAAGCUGAGGAUGGAAUCAAUAGUGUGUUUGAAAGUGUCAAAUGUUGUAUUGCAAAGAAAGAUAUGAUCAGUAUAUUUCAUAUUAACAAACAUGAAGAACUCGAUAAUGAAAUUUUGAAGAUUUUACUGAAAGCUAAGGCUGGUGAAGUAACAGAAAAACAGAGAUUAGAGAGAUUAAAACUGGCACUGAAAUGGGACAGGGCUGACAUAGCACAGGAAGAAAUCUUUAGAGAAGAUGCUUUGUGGAGUAGAGGAAGUUUUGAUGAGGCUAUGAGGACAGCCAUACUAAGUGAUAAUGUAAAGUUUGUACAGAUUAUUUUGAACCAAGGAGUGGUAAUGAGAGAAUAUCUUACGUUGAAUAGAUUGUUAGAACUUUAUGACAUGGCAUUGAAAGAAAUAGAUAUAAACAACAUGCCUUUGAAAAAGGUAAUCACUAAACUUGGCAUGGAAGAGCCUAAAGGUAUGACAAUGGAGAAAUUGUCUGCCAUUGUGGUUUCUUUGAUGGACAAAUUUGGUUAUGACUUCGGAGAAAAAGAUGUGGAAGCUAAUGAUGAUGAGGAAAAUCAGUAUGAACCUGGGCAAUUUAAAUAUCCAUACAAACAAUUGCUCAUCUGGUCAACACUGCUGCUUAGACAGCAGAUGGCCAAUUUUGCAUUAAAGAUGGGAGGCGAACCAGUGACAAGUACAGUAGCAGCAUCCAGAAUACACUACUCCUUAGCUAAAUAUAUACACAGAAAUGAAUUGUCUGUCAAAAAUAAAGUCUUAGCCUAUAAAGAAGAGUUUGAUGAAUUAGCAUCAGAUGUACUAGACGAAUGUCAUUCUAGAGAUCCUAUCAAAGCCAUGAUGAUUGCUGAGAGGAGAUCCCCUACCUGGAGUAAUAUGACAAGUAUGCAGAUGGCAGCCUCUGCUGACAAUCAGACUUUUUUGGCAUCAGUUGUAUGCCAAAAUUCUAUCAGUUCAACAUGGAAGAGGGGAAUAGGAUCAUCCUGGCAAAAGGUAUUUAUGGUGAGUUUGUUCCCCUUCCUGGCAGCAACACCACUCCUGGAUAUAGACAGACUUGGAGACAAUAAGAUGUCACCUGCUUAUAAGUUCCUGACAUUUCUAACUUCACCAAUAGCAAAGUUUACUUACCACUCUUUGAUGUAUUUGAUGUUCCUGAUGCUAUUUACAUAUUUUGUAUUAGUGGAGUUUCGGACAGCUUAUGUUACACCUAUUGAAGUUGUGUGUAUUGUUUGGAUAUUUACAUUCAUAAUCGACAAUGUAUAUACAUGUCUGGCAUUUCCAUCCCCAACACUAAAGGGUACCAUCAGAGACUGGUUUGGACUGUUAAAGUUUCUAGACAUUGGGAACUGUGUAUUAGCUGUAAUAGCAUUUUUUAUGCAUUUAGAAGGAACGAAAGCUAUGGAAGCCAAGUCUAUAUUUUGUAUCAAUGCUGUUGUGUUUUACAUAAGAGUAUUGGAAGUUUAUACAGUCAACAGUAGAUUAGGACCUAAAAUGGUGAUGAUUAAAAAAAUGAUGUUGGAAUUAGUGAUGUUUAUUUUAGUGUUGACUAUAUUCUUAGUAUCUUAUGGGAUAGCUAGUCAAGGAUUAAUGCAUCUUCAGAGACAGUCUGAUUGGAAGAUUCUUAGAGAUGUUAUUUACUUCCCAUACUGGCAGUUUUACGGAGAGCUGUUUUUAGAAGAAAUAGAUGAUGAUGAAAGUUGUAGAGAUCAACUUAAUACUACUAGUGGUGUUCCUGAUGUUUCGUUCUGUAGAACAUAUCACUGGCUGGUUCCUAUAUUUUUGGCAGCCUAUUUGAUGAUUGGGAAUGUGCUGUUGCUUAACUUACUGAUAGCCAUUUUCAGUAAUGUAUUCCAAGAAGUUGAGGUAAAUUCUAACAGAAUUUGGAAGUAUCAGAUGUAUUUGCUGGUGAUGGAAUUUGAUACAAAGGCUGCCCUAGUACCACCACUCAGUAUUUUUAUACACAUCUAUCUGGUCUUCAAAUGGGUCUUCAGACAUACCUGCUGCAGGAAAGCUAAAGGUCGCCAAUAUGGUUCUCGCCAUUUAGAAUAUUUACAACUAUUUGAGAAAGAACAAUUAUCUAACUACUUGAGGAAAAAGAAAGCUGAAGCUAAAAGUUGUACAGAUAUUAGUAUCCUUAGUAUGCAGAAAAGAAUUGAUGAGUUGUACAAGAUGAUAAAAGAGGACUUUUUAGAUGAUGAUCCAGCAACAGUAGACAGGGAAACUUCUAAGGCAGGAUUUGAAACUUUAUACAGACCAAAGACAGUAGGGGAGGCUACUCUUCACAGACAGAAUUCAAAAACAGGAUCUAUAAAGGAGACAGUGCCAAUAGACAAAGAGGAGGAAGAUAAAAAAGAAAGAAAACACAGAAAGAAGAAAAAGAAGAAGAAGGCUAAAGAUGAUGAAGAGAAAUUGUUGAAGGCUAAAGAUGAUGAAGACAUAUUAUUUAAGGUUAAAGAUGAUGAAGACAAAUUGUUGAACAUAGACAAAGACAUACAGAAACCAGAAGCAGAGAAAAAAGUUGCUGAUUUAUGGGAAGAUAACCAAUCAGAUGAGGAGUAUGCUAUGGCUCCUUCAUUGUUACCUAUUGCUCCAAGACGCAAAUCACCGACAAAAAAUUGGACAAUGGAGUCUGAUAGUGAUGAUGAGAAACCAUCAAGAUCGCUUCGUAUGAACAUUCAACAUGACUCAGAUGAUAAUUCUGAUUUGAACAAUUUUAAUAAAGUCAAAAAGAAAAGGAGAAGUAGAAGUCGACCACAAGAUUCUUUCUCUGAAGAGGAUCUUAAAUACAGAGGCUCAAAAAUACGCCAAAAGUUGAGAAAGAAAAGGUCGCGUACAAAUGACAGUGACUCUAACUAAUGGUGCCAAAAUUUUAUUUGUGUUAGUGGCCAUAGUUUGGUCAUAAUGUUGUUCCAUUAAGUUACAAUCAUUUUGUAAUGGUUAAGGCCAUUAACAAUAAGUGUGAUGUUUUUUCAUAUCUAUUUAUUCAUUUUGAUUAUUGUUGAUUGUUAAAAUGUUUUUUUUUUUAAGUUUACCUUAUUUUUUGGUAAAUAUUCUAAAAAGACGAUGUUCUUGUACCAGUUUUCAUACACAUCAAUAGUUGACAAGUUAUGAAUAACAUUUAUUUAUUAUGUGGAUAUACGAUGGUCCUUUUUAGACAUGGGCAUUAGCCUAAGAAGUAUUUACAUUCAAUGGCCUUAUUUGAGUGUAUGUAUAGAUGAAUGAAAUGAGGAUUAGUAUAUUAUGUAGUUGUAGUUUUUUAAACACAAUUUUUAGAUAAUAUUAAACAUAUUUAGUAACAAUUUAUAUAGAACACACACAUAUAGUAAUAUGAUGUAGCUAUUUCAGAAUAGUUUAAGGAUUUCAAAUUAUCAUAUGGUAAGAAGGAUAAAAUUCCAAUUUUUUUUCCUGUAGUAUGAUAAAAAUGAGGGUAUCAAAGAAAAUUGGCUAAUAUUUUCCCCAUCAUAUUAUUACUUUGUUUAAGUUUUUAGUUAUGGUAGUUUACCCUGAAGUUUUGGUCCCUUACUUCACAUGUUCAUUAUGAUGUUAAAUUUCUAAAUUGUAUGCCGAUUUCACGUUUAUCUGAACAUAGACAUAGGAUAGUGCUAGGGGGGCAGGGUGUACUAUGGACACAUAUUUUUUAUUAUUCAUGGAAAAGUCUGUAAAAUUGAGAAUGGAAAUGGGGAAUAUGUCAAAGAGACAACAACCCGACCAAGGAGCAGACAACAGCCGAAGGCCACCAAUGUGUCUAAGGAACUUAUUAUUCAGAUACUUAAUUUUGCCUCAGAUCAUCUAUUGGAAAAUACUUGUUGGAAUUUGAGAAAAUUUUAUAAUCGGGAAUUGUAUUAGUUGCAUUUUUAAUUAAACACGCACAGUAUAUGACAGGACAAGCAUUACUUUGUAGUGCAAGAAACCAAUAUAACCUAGUCUAGUUAAUGUAAAUUUUGGUAUAAUUUUGUACACUGGUGAGUCAAACAAGUUAUGAAUUGCAUUAAUUCUAAAGAGGGAACAUCGUAUACCGAGGACAUUUAUAUUGUUGGAUGCCAUAUGCUGACUUCUGAGAUUGUUGUCUCAUUUGCAUUUAUCACAUAUUUCUUUCAUUAGAUUUAUAUGCAUUUAUUGUUUUAUCUUUGUCAAAUGUAUUUCUAUCAUGUUUUUUUUCAUUUUUUUCUAUUAACCCUUGUAAAUGGUUGUGAUUCAAAGAUUUGGGAGCAGAAGUGGAUUCCAAAGAGUGGCUUAGAGAGCAUACCCCUUAAAAAUAAUUGGUUUUCUUUAAAUUGUCAAAUAUUUUUUUUUAACAUUUUUUUAUAUUUACACCCUUUUCCUCAACCUUGGAUCUGCCCCUGCUAAGCCAGUUGUAUUAGAUAGAAUUAAUAUUUAAAUCUUAAACUUGAACUUCAAAUUAUUGGUUUUGAUACUUGAAUCAACUAGUUUUAAAUAGUGUAUUGAAAUCACAUGUAAAUUUUUGUAUGUCACAAAUAGUAAUUAGUUGGUAGAAAUCAUGUGAAAGUUGUUUAUUUUUGGGGUAGAUUUUGUAUGAAUUUUUUUACACAAAGCUGGUGACCAUCUUUUAUCAUUUUAUAUUUCAGAUUACUAACAUAUAACAUUUAUUGUUUGUUAUAACACUUUAUGUAAAUUGACAUCUUUCAAUUUCUGUGUGAAUGUCUUGUUCCCUUUUUUUUUAGCUAUGAAACUAUAAGAAGAGAAUAUUACAAUUUUACCAUGGGGUCAAGAUUUAUAUUCAAAAUAGAUCUAGCUUUUUAGGCAUAACAGUGCCUUGUGUCAAACAAAUAAUGAAAUAAUUUGAUUGACUUCUUUUCAAUAUGUAUGACAUUUUUUUUAUCCAAUACUCAAAAAUAUACCAGUUAUUACAGGUAUGCAGCAAAAAGGUUGAGAAAUUUUACUAUGAAUUCGGUUAUUUUCGUUGGUACCAAUUUUAGUGGAUAAGGGAAAAAUUGUAGUUUCAUGGUUUUAUAUAAUUCUGCAUACAAGCGUGUAGAAAAUUUGUAUUUUGUUGAACAUGUAAAUUCAUGGUCCACCAAUACAGAUGAAAAUAAGUACCCCACUUAUAAUAAUAAAUCCUCAGUAUCACAAUUUUUUGUUAUCCAUGAUCAGUUUUUUUUUAUUCUAAUUGGUCAUUAUGGAAAUUAAGUUGUUAUACUGAUAGUUGAAACUAUUAACAAUCUUAACAAUUGAACAAAGUCCCUGUAUAUUUUUUUUAAAGCAAACUGAUCUCAGGAAUAUUCUGUUUUGUAAGCCUGGUUGUGCCAAAGUGAUACUUUCAAACACAACAUUUUUACCUUCUAAUGUGUUUAUUAUCUUUCCAUGAUUUGUGAUACUUUCAUGUGUUAAUUGCCUUUUUAUGUUUGUAUUGAGUCUGUUUUCUACAACAAACAUAUGAAAAAGGCAAUAGGCCACUUCCCAGUUAUUGCAGCCAUAUUGAAUAACAGGCAGAUUUUUUUGAUAGAGGUGGAAAUAUUUAAAAGUACAGGAAAUCCUAUGCAUGUUUCCAUGCAACUGUUCUGUUUCAAUGAUGUUUACCUGUAUUUUCAAAGCAUUUUCACCUUCUUUAUGAAAAUCUGCCCCCUAUUCAACAAGGCUACAAUAACCGUGAAAGGGCCUAUUGAUUUCGUCCUUCAGUUGUUCCAUUUAUUUUUAAUAUAUUUUUAAACAUUUAUAUUUAUUGUUUUUUAUGAUUGUUUAAUAAUAGUGGCUCAGUAUACUGUAUUAGUUUAUUUGUGUAGAUGAAAUUCCUUACAGUAGUAUAUUUUUAUAAUGCUGUUUAAAUUUAUAGCUGUGAUACGAUUUGAAUGACCAAUUUCUACAUUCCAUCCUAUUUCUAAAUGACAGAAUCAACACCUUUUUUUUUACGUGUCUAUUUUUGCAUUAGUGAAUGCAUUUUUUUUUUAAUUCAAAUUGCAAUUUAAGUGAUAUAAGAGAUUAAGGAGAGCA
Molecule: messenger RNA, 7605 nt
Organism: Mytilus californianus (California mussel)
Lineage: Eukaryota; Metazoa; Mollusca; Bivalvia; Mytilida; Mytilidae
Product: transient receptor potential cation channel subfamily M member-like 2
Exons: 27
Coding region: 115-4512 (1465 amino acids)
Biological process (GO): calcium ion transmembrane transport
Cellular component (GO): membrane
Molecular function (GO): ligand-gated calcium channel activity
Source: RefSeq, a predicted model, not a curated record